GUAACGUGUCAACGUGAACUGGAUGACGUGGGUUUUUAUAGCUGCUUCUCGAUCGCAGCAGGUCUGAUGAGGAUUUUCCACAUUCGCGGUGUUUUUAUAGCUUCACUAUUUCACGCCGUUCAGUGACAGUUUAGGGAAACUGACCCGGUGUCACUGAACGAAUAAAAACGAAACUUUAUGUAUUAAUCUGUCGGGCUCUCCAUAGUUUAAGGGUUUAAAUGCACAACAGUGGAACAGAUAUGGCGAACAGCAGCUGAAGGGACCUGGUUUGAUCGAGGGUUUCCUCUGUGGUUUACUUCUCCUUCCUUCAAUACUCGUUUGGUUUUAACAUCAGGACUGAUUUCAGUUGAUUUACAGACUGUGUUUACGGACCCCAAAGCUCCCUGAGUUUAGUGUUUGUCAAUUGGUGAGCGUUAGCUAUAAAUAUUAGCUAAAUAAGUGAGCUGUGAACAGUUAGGGAUCAUGGAUUUCGACAACGUGCUGUCCAUCGCCUCCCAAAACCAAGGUCUCAGCAACGUACCGAAGCGGUAUAGCUUGAAAACCGGUCCACCGAAGAAAGAUGUCAAAGUCAAAGGAGUUAAUUCGGCUGCGGUGCAGGCCUUCUUGAAAAAACAGGCCGUGGACCAAAAGAAAAAAGAACUACAGAGUAAGAAAGCAAAAGAGGAAUUGUUGGCCAAAAGAGUGGAGCUGAAAUCAGACAGGAAGGCAAGAGCAAUGGCUUCGCGUACCAAGGACAAUUUCAGAGGUUACAAUGGCAUCCCUGUCAUAGAUCAGCCCAAAAGCAGGAGGUCGAAGGGGGAUAGAUCGGAAGAGCAGGAAAGUUUGAACCCAUAUGAUGAAGAUGAUGAUGGUGAUAAUUACUACUGUGAAGGAACAGAUUCUGAAUCUGAAGAACAAAGCAUGCCUGUCAAGCCUCAAUCUCGGGCUGAGUCCUCCAAAUUUGACCGCAAACCAAAAAAACCCAGUGCUCCAGGAAGGCCCCCACCAGCAUCACUGAACUUUGCAGACCUAUUGAAACUUGCGGAAAAGAAGCAGUUUGAACCUGUUGAAAUUAAAGUAGUGAAGAAGACUGAAGAGAGGCUUAGAACAGCAGAGGAGAUUCGGGAACUUGAAAUGGAGCGCAGAGUUAAGAAUCAGGAUAGAGGGAAGGACGCCAGACCAGACAAGAAUUCAAGACACAAAUCCAGCUCAAAUUCACAAAAGAAAAAUGUAGACCGAGAUGGCAAAAAUGAGAAAUUGCCCAAGCCAUCAGGGGAAAAGUACCAGUCAAGUAGUACCAGCAAAAAGCCAAAGCUUCAAGCAUUCAGUGAAAGAACUCCAAGUUCUGCCAAGCUGCAUGGAGACAGAAAUUCAGGCUCCUCAAGUGCCUUAAAUGGUAAAGCUGCCAUGAAGAAUGGUGCGUCGUUUCAAUCGAAACAAGCACCAACCAGACCCUCAUUAGGCCAAAGACCCACAACCUCAAGUGACCUUAUCCCACAGAAGGGGAGUAUCUCAGUACCUCAAGGGAAAUCAUGUAUUUCAGGAAGUCGUGCAGGAGUUGCUCCUGGUGCAGCUAGACCAGGUCAAGAACCACCCAAAAACUCUGGGCAAGGUAGACCUAGUAACUCUGAAAGGGGUGGGCAACCUCAGAAACAAGCAAAACCAGGACAUUUAACAUGGCCUGGGAGCAACAGACUUGUACGACCUUCUUCUGGUGAUCCCUCAAAGCAACCAAGAUCAGGUGGUAGUUUGCAAGCUCAGCAGGUUCCUGGAAGCUCCAGGGGCUCCAUAAAUGGACCAAGCAGGAUGGGAGGUAGUGUUUCUGGGAGACCGUUAAAUGGCAUGGGCUCUGGCCCUGGAAGACCUCAGUGCACUGUUGUUUCAGAGACUAUUUCAUCAAAAAACUUUGCACCGAAACCUGGGAUGGUUCCAAGACCUCUGGGCCCUCAAGGCCCCAAGACAGUGGUUGGACCCUCAGGCCACAGGAUCCUGGUUAGACCUCCUGGUAAGGGUUGCGGACCAGCAUUGCCCCCCAUAACAUCCAAUUAUAAACGGAAAUAUGAGGAUGAGGAAGAUUUUGACUCUGAGAUGGACGACUUCAUCGACGAUGAAGGAGAAGACCAAGAUGAAAUUUCAAAACAUAUCAGGGAAAUCUUUGGCUAUGAUAAGUCCAAAUAUAAAGAUGAAAGCGACUAUGCGUUGAAAUUUAUGGAGAGCAGCUGGAAGGACCAGCAGAAAGAGGAAGCGAGGAGCCUGCAAAUGGCAGUGUAUGAGGACCAGGAAGAGGAAAAAAGAGAACUUGAGGAGAUGAGGCGGAAGAAUGCUAAGAAGAGAAAAUGAUCGUGAUGAUUGAGUUUCCGAUAGACUCAAAUGAAAUGCUUCUCUCCCUUUAUGCAGAGGACCGGCAGAAAUUAUGUUCCUUAAUGACACCUGUUUUUGUUUCUGUUUUUGCCUCAGUUUACGCCUGGGCAUCAAGGAGGAUGAAGAGGACAUGCGUAUGGAGGAGGAGGAGAUGAAAAAAAAACUAGUGAUGAAAGCAAAGCCGAAAAAUUUUUAGUUUACUAUGCUUGACUUUGAUCUUGUGUUAUUUGGUUUGGAGGAACCAAGUGGAAUGGAAAUGCAUUCCUUGUGCCGCUGAUGUUGUUACACUAUUUAUUUGAUUGCUCAAGCCAUGGGAGCAGGUUUGCACUAUCAAGGGCCCAUCUCAUAAUCACAAUAGCAUUUUUUUGUAUGUCUAGGAACCAUGAAAGUAUUUUGAUGUGGAAGCCUUACAUCUCAAGCACCAACUUCCAGAUUGGUCCCGAUCUAGGGAGAGUUAUUUUAUUAUUUGUACUAUUUAUUUGGUUAAAAAAGACAGAAGACUGCUAUCUUUGCAGUGUAUUUUUUGUUAAAGGGAUUUAACAGA
Messenger RNA from Carassius carassius (crucian carp), 2884 nucleotides. RefSeq names its product protein SPT2 homolog. Gene Ontology annotation, biological process: nucleosome assembly; regulation of DNA-templated transcription. Gene Ontology annotation, molecular function: DNA binding; histone binding. The transcript is spliced from 6 exons. Bases 463 to 2319 code for a protein of 618 amino acids. Gene Ontology annotation, cellular component: nucleolus. NCBI's taxonomy places the organism in Eukaryota, Metazoa, Chordata, Actinopteri, Cypriniformes, Cyprinidae. The record is from RefSeq and is a predicted model, not a curated record.